CGCUCAAUAAAGUUAUUAGGUUUUGAAUAAAUAUGGCGGCAUGUAGGUUACGGUGGACAACGAGAUGUCUUUUCAGAUUUACAUCCGAAAGGAUAAGUUUGUUGAGCGGAGUUUGGGGUGAACUGUUUAAGGCUGUCAGAGGACAUACAACUUUGUCAGCACCGUGGGCUGCUCAUGGCAGACUCAUCAGCCACUAUGACAGCCUUGUACGCUCCCGUUCACUGCAAGGGGAUGAUCAACAAAGAGCAGCACUUCUUCAGUUAGCACAGUUAAACAGAGUGAUGACAGACUAUACCAACAUCCCCAUCCUUCUCCCUCAACCUAAAGACUACCCACCUAGUCCACCCACCUCCGAACUAAAGAAUAAUACAAGUAACGUAAACCUUUGCAGUCCUGAAGACAUGUCAAUUGAAAAAGAAGACAACACACAAGAGGGGUUUCCAAAGCCACGUCCUCCCCUCGGAUGCUAUAUCCAUGGCAAUGUUGGCACUGGAAAAACAAUGCUGAUGGAUCUUUUUUACUCAUUUGUGGAAAACCGAAGAAAAAGGAGGGUUCAUUUCAAUGCAUUCAUGUUAGACGUACACAGAAGGAUCUACAAACUGAAACAGAGCCUGCCAAAACGACGGAUUGGUAAAAUGACAAUGUAUGACCCCAUCUUUCCGGUUGCCAUGGAGAUCGCAGAGGAAACCUGUCUCCUAUGCUUUGUCGAGUUUCAGGUGGUGGAUAUAUGCAACGCUGUCAUUCUGAAGCAGUUAUUUGAGGGUUUGUUCAAGUGUGGGGUUGUGGUUGUGGCAACCUCAAAUCGACCACCUGAAGAACUGUACAAAAACGGGCUUCAGAGGGCUGCUUUUGUGCCUUUCAUUGGCGUACUCAAGAGGUUUGAUACGCUGUGGUUCCACGCAGUCAUAAAAGAGCACUGUCAUAUCGUCAGUCUUGACACAGGAAUAGAUUACCGGACAAGAGAAAUGGAUGCAGCAGGAAAACUAUACUACAUAUCAAGUGAGCCUGAUGCAGAGAAUGCUGUCAAUACACUGUUUGAGCAACUGGCGUACAGACAAAAUGAUGUAAUUAGACCAAGAGUGCUGAACGUGCAAGGAAGAGAAGUAACCAUGAGCAGAACCUGUGGAACCAUUGCAGACUGCGCCUUCCAAGAGCUGUGUGAGCGACCACUGGGUGCAGGUGAUUAUUUAGAAAUCGCUCGGCAGUUCGACACGGUCAUUAUACGGAAUGUUCCUCACUUUCGAGUCGGAAUGAAGGACCAGGCUAGACGCUUCACCACACUCAUUGACAACUUUUAUGACCAAAAGGUUAGAGUGGUGAUAUUGGCUGAUGCCCCGUUACACCGCCUCCUUAAUCAGGGGCCGAUGACUGGAGAGGAAGCAAGAGAUCGCCUGAUGAUAGAUGAACUGGGCCUGACCGAUGAAGCCAGUGAGAGGCUGGCACUGUUCACAGCAGACGAAGAGGUCUUCGCCUUCCAGAGGACGGUAUCUCGCCUCACAGAGAUGCAGACAGAACAGUACUGGCUAAGUGGAGAUCGGAGCGUGAACUGAAACCCCCAUGCAGCCGACUACCUCUUAAUAGAGAGAAUAGGAGAGUCUUUGUGGCCCCCCCAAAACAUUUGGGAGGGUGCAUUUCCAUCAGUAAAAACCGCCUGUAAGCCUUAUCUUGUUCAUUUAAAAGCAAGUGGAAUCGUCCAUGUGCUCACAUCACUAAAACUAAAUUAUCAGGGACCGCAGGCCAAUGCAUGUGAUGAUAAGAUGAUGUCUAGCACCCUCUAGUGGAUCAUGUAUUCUGUUGGAUUUAGUACAUUAUGACCUUUUUAAAUACACUCUUACUGUGGGAGAGGGAAAAAUAUAUUUAUAUUUAAAUGUUUGAUGUGAAUUUAUAGUUAUUCUUACUUGAAUAUAAAAGCAUAUUUAAGUAAUAAUAAAUGAGAUAAAAGUUAAAAUAAUAAAUUGUAUCUACAAUAAAUUGUAACUAAUUAUGAGAUAAAUAAAAUAAUAAAUAAAUUUAC
Messenger RNA from Puntigrus tetrazona (Sumatra barb), 2014 nucleotides. It is a transcript of the gene afg1lb, whose product is annotated as AFG1 like ATPase b. Gene Ontology annotation, molecular function: ATP binding; ATP hydrolysis activity. Lineage: Eukaryota; Metazoa; Chordata; Actinopteri; Cypriniformes; Cyprinidae. Bases 33 to 1550 code for a protein of 505 amino acids. The record is from RefSeq and is a predicted model, not a curated record. The transcript has 14 exons. Gene Ontology annotation, cellular component: cytoplasm; mitochondrion.